Messenger RNA from Gryllus bimaculatus (two-spotted cricket), 2031 nucleotides. Lineage: Eukaryota; Metazoa; Arthropoda; Insecta; Orthoptera; Gryllidae. The record is from the annotation of a GenBank genome assembly.
GCGGGUCUAGUUCCAACGCAACCCCUCCCCCGUCAGGUGGAGGCGCUGCUGGCGGCGGGCGUGGGCCCCAACGCGGCGGCGGCCGACGGCGCCACGGCGCUGGCGCUCGCGGCGCAGCAGGGCCACCUGCGCUGCGUGGUGCAGGCGCUGCUGGCGGCCGGCGCCAACCUGGAGGCGCGGGACGUCACUUGGGGCGCCACCGCGCUGCACUGGGCCGCCAACAGCGACCACCUGCGUGUGGUGCAGGCGCUACUGGCGGCCGGCGCCGACCCGCGCUCCGUCCGGCCCGACGGCCUCACCGCGCUCAUGCACCCGGCGGAGCGCGGCCACGCCGACGUGGUGCGCCUGCUGCUCGCCAGCGGCGUCGACGUCAACGCGCGCAACAAGGUCAACCAGCUGACGGCGCUGUCGUGGGCGCAGCGCAACCAGCGCACCCAGGUGGUGGAGAUCCUCAAGGCGGCCGGAGCGCUCCCGUGAGCGCGCCCUGGAACCUGCCGUCACGCCCACCAUAAAGCACUCGUGUUUGAAAUUAAGUCCCCCAUGCCAUUAAACGUCGAUGUUCUAAAUUUAGUCACCGAUGUUUCUUAUGUAUUGAUGUUUAAAAGUAAGCCGCCGAUGUUAUUAAACAUCAAUAUUCUAAAUUAAAUCACCGAUGUUCUUAUGUAUUGAUGUUUAAAAGUAAACCGUCUAUAUUAUUAAACAUCAAUAUUCUAAAUUAAAUCACUGAUGUUAAUAAACACUGAUGUCCAGAAUUAAAUCGUCGAUGUUUAUAAAAUCGAUGUUCUAAAUUAAAUUAAAUUGAUAUUUAAAAUUAAAUCUUCGAUCUUAUUAAACAUCAAUAUUCUAAAUUAAAUCACCAAUGUUAAUAAACGUCGAUGUUCAAAAUUAAAUCGACGACGUUAAAUAAACAUCGAUGUUCAAAAUUAAAUUGACGAUGUUUAUAAAAUCGAUGUUCUUAAUUAAAUCGUCGAUGUUAAUAAACAUCAAUGUUCAAAAUAAAAGUGAUAUUGUUAAUAAACGUCAAUAUACAAAAUUAAAUCGUCGAUAUUAAUAAUCAUCGUUGUUGAAAAUAAAAUAGACGAAAUUAAUAAACAUCGAUGUUCAAAAUCAAAUAUUCGAUGUUAAUAAACAUCGACGGUUUGAACACAAACUGCUAAUAAUACAAUCAGUUAUUUUUCUUUUUUUUACUCUUUACACUUUUAAAAUUGUGAUUAUGGAAUUUUCAUUCGCAUCAUAAACGUAAAAGGAUGCAUCGAGCGCUAAACAUCGAUGCUAAAAACACUUUCUUUAAUAAACCGAUGUUUAAACAACACUGUUUCUAUAAAAACAUCAGUGUAUUGAAAAUAUCGGAAUUGAAAUGACACCCCUAGGAUAGAUUUUGCUUCUCGCUUUCUGCUUCCUAAUUGGCGUGGUAGUGGUUAUUUUGUCAGCAGCCUAGAGGUUGGCCCGAUAGCACCAUUACUAUAUAAUUAGACUCCAGGUAGGGCUGGCUUGCGGCUUUCAUGCUUCAAUUUUUCGCGAUUGUUUUUGUUCGUCAAAGAGCGUGGAGACAGCCUCAGUGUACAAUCCUGUGGCAAUGCUUUUACAUCAGUCCUGGGUAAAUGUUUUCUUUGUUCAACUUCUUUUCAUAGUUGAAAAUUUUGUUUGCAUGCAAACCCCUUUAAAAAACAUGGGAUUGCAUAUUAUGAAUACCCAAUUAACGUGUUAUGAUACUCUUAUUAUACUUAAUCAAUAGCUGAAAUAUACAGUACAAACAAAAAAGAUGUUUUUUUUUCUUUAUUGACAUGUAGUUAGUUGAUUUACCAGACGCUGGAAAUUUUCGUAAGCCCCAAUUAUUUUUUUAAUACGAACAUACACCAAGGAAUAUUGAAUAUCAUCUCAAUUAUAUCCUACAGAGACAAAUAAAUGUUGUCAAUUUAUAAUAUAACAAAAAUAAAACAAAAUAUGUAUUUUCUAAAACGGAAAGCAUUAUGUUGUGAAUUGUAACAAUUUACUCUAAAAUAAAUAUUUCAUAAUCGUCCAGUCAAUCAA